UGACGGUGUUGCUUCGGAGUACAUUACAGAGAUCUUUGGGGUAGAUCUUCUCUCCCUCUUUGUUCCUCCGAUCAUUAUAGGGUUAAAUCUUGAAAGGCUAUCCGAUCGUUAUUUAAGGAUGGAUACUGUUCAAGAUAAAGAGAAUAUAAUACCCAAACUAGAUGAACAAAAGAAGAAGAAGAAGAAGCAUGGCUGGGAGAAGAAGCAGGAGGAGAAAGCGAGGCAGAUGAGUGAGGCGAAGAAAGCCAGGGAGAAGAAGAAACAAGAAGUAGAAUUUGCCUUUGUAUUGUGUCUUCCCUGUGUUUAAAAGUUGCACUGUUGGUGCUGUCUUGCAGGAAUUUACCAAUAUUGGUUUGAAGUUAUUAGACCUCAGAUGUCGUAGUGUCACACCAAGAUUUAUAGAGGCUCACUUUGCAAAGGAAGGUAGAUCCACAUUUACUGGUCCAUUUAUGAAAUAUAUAAGUGAUGGUCCAUUCCUUGCUAUGAAAUGGGAAGGAGAAAAUGCUGUCAAGAGAGCUUGUGAACAUGUAUCCAAAAAGAAAGAAUAUCCCUUAUGGGAUUACUGGCCACUUGUUUACAGUAGUGAUACAGUUAAAAGGGCACUAGAAGACGCCAGAACCUGGUUCCACGCCGAUUCUUCUGACUUGUCAGUAGCAGCACUGAAGAACAGAAAUAUGAUAUUUAACCUCCCUGAUGGUGGCAUAUGUGGUGGCUUGCCACAAGAGGAAUUAGAAAUCUUAGUUGAUGGAAGCACAGUUGAUUUUAACCUCUCAAGUGACCUUCAGCGGUUCGUCCUAAUCAAGCCGAAGGCUUUUGGAAAAGGAUUUGUACCAGACUUGCUAUCUACUAUUGAGAAAAACUGCCUUUACAUGAAAGGGUUAAAGCUGGUAAAAAAGUCUGAAGUUCCCCACAGUGUUGCAUGGUCUGAUGAUAAUUCUUCUUCCCCGGGUGAAACUAAGGAAAAAAUUGGUAUUGCUUUAAUUGUGUCGCUUCCAGAUUCAGUGUUUGAUUCAAAAGAUUCCUUAAUCACUGCUGGCAGCGAAUUUGUGUAUGCAAGUGCGGAAGCUGAAUCGUCGUUGAAGUUUGUGAAAGAGUUCUUCCCAUUGGGUAUCGUUGGCUGGCUGGAUCCAGAUAUAACUGACCUUAGAGGCGGUUACUUUGAAUCAACCUUAAUUGGCCUUCAAUUUGAGUAGCAGGAUGAUCCCGAUAGAGUCUAAACUAGUCAUGCAAUGGAUGAGCAAUGCGUGUCAAAUAUCUAACGGGCGCAGUUACACCAAUAACUAACAACCGAAAUAAUUAAAGACACCUAGCUAAUUACUGAGGGCAGCCACUGUGUUGCAUGUCACACUGUGACAUUGCCUCCCCAGAACAUUAUCCUUGUCCUCAAGGAUAAAUUUCGGGUAAUGAGCUUUGAUGGUCGUCCCAUGUAGCGUUCUCAGGUGACGAAUUAGUCCAUUGGAGCAGUAUUUGUCUGACCAACCGACGACCCUGACGAAUGGUUCUGGUUUGAAGUAUCUUCUCAGGUAGCACAAGAAUUUGACCUUCAUGAUCAACCACUGGUAAGUCUGGAGAUGGAGUGUGUCCGAGGCCAAUGUGUUUCUUCAGCUGAGAAACAUGAAAAACUAGGUGAAUGCGUACAUGAGAAGGCAACUGCAACUUGUAAGCCACAUUACCAACUUUCUGAAUAACUGACAAUGGACCAUUGAAUUUAGCAGAGAGCUUAAAGUUCUUCCUGAGAGACACAAAUGCUUCUCUAUAUGGCUAUAGUUUAAGAUAUACCAAAUCUCAAAGCUUCUAUCUUUGCGUGACUUGUCAGCAUAGAGCUUCAUUCUCUCUUGAGCUAAGUGAAGUGAUUCCUUGAGAAGAUCAAGUAGAGAGUCUCUUUCUUUCAAAUAGGUUUCAGUAGCAUAAUCUGAAGUUGUGGCAGUGAUAGGGAAAUCUAAGUGAGGAGGGACAUACCCAUAAAGUGCUUGAAAUGGGGACAUCUUCAGACUGAUAUGAAAACUUGAAUUGUACCACCAUUCUGCCAAAGCAAACCAUUGGCUCCAUUUUCCAGGUUUAUGUCCAUUUAAGCAUCUCAAAUAAGUUUCUAAGCAGCCAUUCACCCUCUCAAUUUGGCCAUCUGUCUGAGGGUGAAAUGUUGUGCUUAAAUUAAGACUUGUACCUAAAGCUCUAAAUAGAUCCUGCCAAUGCCGGUGAAGACCUUGUCCCUGUCUGACACAAUUGAUGAUGACAAUCCAUGCAAUUUGAAUACUUGAGAUACAAAUGCCUGAGAAACUGAGGCUGAUGUGUAUGGAUGCUGAAGAGACAAGAAAUGUGCAUACUUGGUUAGUCUAUCAAAAAUGACAAGGAUAACACUCUUCUUGUUGCUGACAGGAAGGCCUUCAAUGAAAUCCAUUGUGAUAUGUUGACAUGACUGAUCAAUUAGGAAGAGGUUGAAGUAUUUCUGCGCAUUGGUGGAAUCACUUUUGUUUCUUUGGCAGAUGUCAUAAUGAGAGACAAAAAAACACUAUGUCUUUGUGCAUUCAUUUCCAAUAGAUGGCUCCUUGCUCUCACAAAAGUGGCUUGAAUGCCAAAAUGCCCUCCAAUGGUUAAAGCAUGUAGAUAUUCUAAGAGUGUUUGUAUCACAUUGCCUCAAGUUCCAAUGUAAAGUUUGUGUUUAUACCUUAAAACACCCUCAUUGUAAGUAAAGUUUGGGACACUGAGAGGAUUGAGGAGAAGUGAAGAAAUAAUAUGUUGAGCUUGAGAGUCAUUUGCAUAAUCACUUGUAACUUCAGCAGCCCAAUGUGGUGUAUAUAAUGACAAGAAGCAGUAUCCAAUGGUCUUCUGGAGAGAGCAUCUGCAACAACAUUGUCAACUCCUUUUUUAUACUGAAUGUCAUAGUACAAUCAAGGAGUUUGAUCAACCAUUUCUGCUGGAAUGAAGUUGUAAGUUUCUGCUGCAAGAAGUAUUUUAAGCUUUGGUGAUCUGUCUUAAUGGUAAA
This is a messenger RNA of Papaver somniferum (opium poppy), 2983 nucleotides long. RefSeq lists its product as uncharacterized. The transcript is spliced from 7 exons. NCBI's taxonomy places the organism in Eukaryota, Viridiplantae, Streptophyta, Magnoliopsida, Ranunculales, Papaveraceae. Bases 450 to 1193 code for a protein of 247 amino acids. The record is from RefSeq and is a predicted model, not a curated record.